This is a messenger RNA of Sardina pilchardus (European sardine), 4074 nucleotides long. RefSeq names its product filamin A interacting protein 1-like (gene filip1l). The coding region runs from base 1 to 3549 and encodes 1182 amino acids. The record is from RefSeq and is a predicted model, not a curated record. Lineage: Eukaryota; Metazoa; Chordata; Actinopteri; Clupeiformes; Clupeidae. The transcript is spliced from 4 exons.
AUGCGUUCCCGUAGCAACAGUGUGGAGGACCUUGUACAGGCCAAGCCUUCAUCGCAGAGGCCGCAGCAGCAGCAGCACACGCGAUCCCGCCGGCGGGCCGCGGAGCACGAGGAACCUUCCGGAAGAGGCCCGGGGCAGCCUCGGCAGCGGGAGCCACCGGAUGACGCGGCCACCAUCCAGAGGAACCACAAGAGUGGCAGCGGUGGCAGCAGCAGCAGCAGCAGCGGGCACAGCAGCGGCGGGCACAGUGGCAGCGGCGGGCACAGCGGCGGUGGGCAGCAGCAGCGGGCCAGGGCGGCGUCGGCGGGGAAGGGCAGGGACCUCUCACGUGACGACCUCCUCUUCCUGCUCAGCAUGCUGGAGGGGGAGCUGCAGGCCCGGGAUGAGGUAAUUACGGUGCUGAAGGCUGACAAGAUCGACCUGGCCGUGCUGGAGGCCAAGUAUGGGUUUGUGACCCCGCAGAAGGUGCUCCAGUCCCUGCAGAGAGACGCCAUCCAGAGAGGGGACGGAUGGAAGGAUGACAUCUACGAGAAGCCCAUGGAUGAGCUGGACAAGCUGGUGGAGAAGCAGCGCGAGACGUACCGGCGCAUGCUGGAGCAGCUGCUCAUCGUGGAGCAGUCCCACCGGCAGACCAUCUACAAGCUGGAGGACGAGAAGAUGAACCACAGCGAUUUCAUGAAGAAGAGCGACGAGUUCACCAACCUGCUGGAACAGGACCGGGAGAGACUAAAGUUGCUGAUAGACCAGGAGAAGGCCUACCAGGAGAGAAAGGAAGAAGAGCACCAGAGAAAACUGUCCAGUCUGCAGGAGGAGCUCACCAAGCUCAAGUCAUUUGCCCUGCUGGUCGUUGACGAACAGCAGCAGCUCACAGAACAACUCACUCAACAGACAGCGAAGGUCCAGGAGCUGACCGCUUCCGCCUCCCAGGCACAGGAGGCCCUCAGCUCAGCCCAGGCACUGACCCAAGAGGAAGAGAGCAAAGUCCUCCAGUUAGAGACAGAGCUCCGUGACCAAGCCACUCGCUUCCACCAGGAGGAGGAAGCCAUGACUGCCAAGCUGAUCAGCGAGGAUGCCCAGAACAGACAGCUCCGCCAGAAGCUGUCGACCCUCAGCCGGCAGCUGGAUGAGCUGGAGGAAACCAACAAGACCCUUCGCCGGGCCGAGGAGGAGCUCCAGGAGCUGAGGGACAAGAUCGGCCGGGGGGAAUGUGGCAACUCCAGCCUGGUCUCUGAGGUGGAGGAGCUGAGGAAGAGGGUCAUGGAAAUGGAGGGCAAAGAUGAGGAGCUGAUCAAGAUGGAGGACCAGUGUCGUGAUCUCAACAGAAAGCUGGAGAAGGAGGCCAGCCAGAGCCGAAGCCUGAAGGCAGAGGUGGACAAACUCAAUCAGAGGAUCACAGAGCUGGAGAAGUUGGAAGAUGCUUUUGGUAAAAGCAAACAGGAGUGCAGCACACUCAAAUGCAACCUGGAGAAAGAGAGGACUGUGACUAAGCACCUAUCGAAUGAGUUGGAUGCCCUCAAGGUCAGGAUAAAAGAACUUGAGACCAUUGAGGGCCAGCUGGAGAAGACCGAGCUCACACUGAAAGAGGACCUCACCAAGCUGAAGACUUUUACAGUCAUGCUGGUGGACGAACGUAAGACUAUGGCCGAAAAGCUGAAGCAAAUGGAAGACAAGCUGCAGAACAGCACUAGUAAACUACAGGCAGAGCAAGACAAGGUCACCAGUGUGACUGAGAAACUGAUUGAGGAGAGCAAGAAAGCCCUGAAAGCCAAGGCUGAGCUGGAGGAGAGGAUGCACAGUGCCACCAAGGACAGAGAUGAGCUCAGAUCCAAGCUCAAGGUGGAAGAGGAGAAGAGCAACGACCUACAGUCCAAGCUUACUAUGAUGAAGAAGCGGGUGCAGUCUCUCGAGGCUGUGGAGAGGGAAGUCAUGAGAAACCGAGCCAAAGAGGAGCACAUCAAGUCACCUACCCCGAACCGCUUCCAGCAGGAGGAUAACAAGAUCAAGGAUCUCACCCAGGAAGUGGAGAGGCUGAGGAGGAAACUCAAGGAGAUGAGGGUCGUUGAAGAUGAUCUGCUGAAGACAGAGGAUGAGUUUGAGACACUGGAGAAACGAUACUCCAAUGAACAGGAGCGAGCAAAGGUCUUGAUGGAGGAGCUGGAGAUCUCCAGGAAUGAGCUGUCCAAGUACCAGCUGGCAGAGAAGGAGUCCUCCAACCAGGAACAUAUGCUUUACAAGCGCCUUAAAGAGGAAGAGGCAAAAUCCAGCCACCUUACCAGAGAGGUGGAGGCCCUAAAGGAGAAAAUCCAUGAGUUCAUGGGCACGGAGGAGUCUAUCUGCCGUGUGAAAUCAGAUCACACCGUUCUUCAGAGAAGGCUGACCCAGCAAGAGGUGAGAAACAAGGAGCUGGCCAGAGAGAUGGAGAACCUCACCCGCGAACUGGAGAGAUACCGUCGCAUCAGCAAAACUUUACGGCCAGGCAUGAACGGCAGACGGUUCUCAGACCUGCACGUCUCCACAAAAGAGGUGCAGACUGACCCGACGGACAUCCUACCCCCGAACUACAAGAGCUUAGCUCCACUGGAAUGUGCUGUGGUGAAUGGGAAACUAUAUGAAGAGAGCGACCCUGAAGACGACCCUAAUUACAAUGAGGUUCAUAUCACUAAAGGUAACGCCUCCCUUAUCAACAAUGUCAACAACCUGAACAACAACAUGAGGCGAGCAAGGGUUCCCUUCAUGAAAACCAAAGAAAACCAACACCCAGUUAACGGCAAAGUAUCCCCAAGACAGAAUGGGAACCAUGGCCAACAAGGGGAUGUGUUUCUGACACACAGCCCUGGUCAGCCUCUGCACAUCAAAGUCACACCGGAUCAUGGCCACAACACGGCGACCCUGGAGAUUACCAGCCCCACCACUGAGAAUGCUCAGUCCUACACCAGCACUGCAGUCAUCCCCACAAGUGGUGCUCCACCCAAGCAACGAAUCACAAUCAUCCAGAACACAUCCAUCACCCCUCCCAUGAAAACCAAAGGCUCCACGUCGUCGGACAGCCCCUGCAGUCCAGACCAAGCCAUGUCUCCCUUCACCAUGGCGGCCUAUUCCCGAGCGAUGACCCCUGACUCCUCGGGGUCAGUCACUCCUGACAGAGCCAUGUCCCCCAUCCAGAUUGUCUCUGUCACCACAGGCACCCCAGAUCGUUCCCAGCCUGCAGAGCCGUUGGAGGUGACCGGUAGCCAUGCCGUUUUCCGUGUCAGCCCAGAAAGGCAGAACAGCUGGCAAGUCCAAAGGUCCAACAGCACAGGCUCAAACGUGAUCACCACUGAGGACAACAAAAUCCACAUUCACCUAGGGAGCCCUUACAUUCAGGCCGUUAACAGCACCUCUAGGCCCAUGAGCCCCUGUUGUUCACCUGGGCAGGAGCAAAGAACUCCGGUGUUAACCAAUGGCACUCCCGCCAAAGGCAACAACAAAAUCACCAGUAGCAUCACUAUAAAACCCACUUCCUCCCCACUUCCGCGGCCACAGAUUACAGUAAGUAACAUCUAUGACUGACCCAGUUCACCAAGCAUCCCUACCCACCCACACCUUAGAGUAGUAAUUUAUCCAACCCCCAACUCCAAUCCAUGUGCCCAAUCCUAUACAAUCCAUUUUGUGUUAACCCUAAACCCUCCUCCUGUUUAGUUUUACUUGAUCAUAUUAUACCAUUUAGAAUGUUCAACCACAGCACUUUUUUGUUUGUUUGUUUGUUUGUUUGUUUGUUUGUUGUUUGUUUGCAUUGUUUAGUCAGACAUUGGGGGAAUAUACUGUAUGUGUCUGCAUGACCAAAAAGUGCGGGGAGAAAGGAUGAACUAAAGCGGGAUAACUAAGUGAAAGUUCUAGUAUACUAAACUUCAUUUUAGCCUUGGCUGUCUUGUGUGUGCACUUACUGUACUUGCUUUUCAUGAGAAAUUACCAUGUACUGAGACUAUUCACGGAUGUACCUUUUAUUUUGCUUAUGCAUCAUAUAUACACAUAAAUGACUUGCAUUUGUUAUGUUGAAUAUUUCUUUUCUAAUAAUUAAAACAGUUAAUGUUGUUA